AAUCCAACAACAGGUGGCGCUGUGAGCUCUUAUAAAGUGCGUCACUUCCGGCGUCAUAAUGACAGGAGGAGAUUAGCUACAGCAUCGGCGCUGAACAAAAUACCGUCUCAGGUUGAUGGGGCCAGACAGUGCCCCAGGUCCAGCUGUGCCCUGGCGGAAGGUGCUGUGGGAGUGCCAGCCGUUCCCUGAUAACUAUGUGGACCAGCGGUUCCUGGAGGAAUUACGGAGGAAUGAGGGCAUCCGUCAGUACCGCUACUGGGCUGUGGUAAAAGAAGCAGGCUUUGUCGGGGAGCGGCUGUCCUGUGUGGCCAUUUUUAUCACCAUCUGGCUUUACAUUGAGCAGGGUCUGCUGUCCCCCGAGACACUGUUGUGGACCAGCCUUGUCUGCGCCCUGCUGGGUUAUGGACUGCACCAAGCCUUGACGUCUCAAGUCGAAUCAGGCUGUGAGCCCCGGACCCGUCUGGCUGACUUACAGAGUGCCACUAUUUUUCUUUCCUUUACCUUUGGCUUCUCGCCAGUUCUAAAGACACUUACAGAGUCUGUGAGUACCGACACAGUGUAUGCCAUGUCUGCUUUUAUGCUGCUGGCCCACCUGGUGUCAUUCCCUUACGCCCACCCCUCACCUCCUGGCAGCUUCUCCCUAAAUGCAGCCCUGUUCGCCUCAGUGUGUUUAGCGUCAAGGCUACCUGGGGCUCUGCACACCUUCGCCAUGCUCAGCUGUGCCCUGCUGGUGUUUGCCCUGUGGCCCUGCCUGCUGCAGAGGCUGAGGGAGAACGCCCCUAGCCAGUUUACUGGUGUGUGUGUGGGAGUGUGUAUCGGAGGGGUGGGUGGUCUGGGCUCCCAGUGGCCAGGGGGAGCCGUGCUCUUAGCCCUGGCCUUAUGGAGUGUUACAUUACUCUGCCCCCUGCUGCUAGUCCGACUGCAGGGGCAAAAGGACAACAUCCAUGGACCCUGGGAUGAGGCUGAGAUCCAUGAGGACCUGAGUCACUUCUAGACAGAGCCAAAAGGAGCACAUGGUGCUAACCGGACAUUUUGUGGAAGCCAAUUCAGAAUGUUAAAUUAGUUAUUUUAAUGUCAUUCUGCAGUAUUACGAUGAUGGUACUGUACAUCUAAACGUUAACUCUUUCAUCGUCGGUCCACAUCUGUUUGGACACCCAUGACAACUUGUUAUACUCUUACAGAGAAUAUGAAGAUGUCUUUAAUGAUCAAGCUGCUAUUGUCUUACAAGUGUUGACCUCCAAAUUUGUAUAGAAGGUAUCAACUAACAUGCAAUGCUGACUUACAAUACUGGAGACAUUCUGACGCUAUGCACAAAUUUGAUAUCAGUAAUGUUUUUAGAAUCUGUGGGAGAUGUUUUUACGGUUGUGUACAGAAUGUUGUUGGUGUAUGACUCAUUUUAUUUCUAUGGUAUAAAUGGACAGAUGCAUAGUGUUUAACUCAGUGGAUUGUAAACGGUUAUACACAGAAGUAAAAAUUAAUAUUUUAAAGGCUUUUACAAUAAAAAAUAAAAGUUUCCGCAUUGUAAAUUACUUAAAAAAAAACUAAGAGACUACCAGGUCUUUUUUUUAUUUUAUUUUUUUUACCUGGACUACAGUGGAAGUGUAAUGCAAAUAAUUAAAUAAUAGUUGCAAACGUAUUGAACGUGG
This is a messenger RNA of Perca fluviatilis (European perch), 1646 nucleotides long. It is a transcript of the gene pigc, whose product is annotated as phosphatidylinositol glycan anchor biosynthesis, class C. Gene Ontology annotation, biological process: GPI anchor biosynthetic process. Bases 116 to 994 code for a protein of 292 amino acids. The record is from RefSeq and is a predicted model, not a curated record. Gene Ontology annotation, cellular component: membrane; glycosylphosphatidylinositol-N-acetylglucosaminyltransferase (GPI-GnT) complex. NCBI's taxonomy places the organism in Eukaryota, Metazoa, Chordata, Actinopteri, Perciformes, Percidae. The transcript has 3 exons.